This is a messenger RNA of Penicillium pulvis, 990 nucleotides long. RefSeq names its product quinone oxidoreductase family protein. Gene Ontology annotation, molecular function: oxidoreductase activity. The transcript has a single exon. The coding region runs from base 1 to 990 and encodes 329 amino acids. The record is from RefSeq and is a predicted model, not a curated record. Lineage: Eukaryota; Fungi; Ascomycota; Eurotiomycetes; Eurotiales; Aspergillaceae.
AUGAAAGCGCUUCAAUUAACUCGCGUCACCUCGAGUGUGCCCCCAACGUUCGCAAAAGCAAACCUGCCCAUCCCGCGCCCGAAACCUGGUUAUGCAUUAGUCCAGAUUCACUAUGCCUCAGUCCAACCAUCAGAUCGAAUGAAUGCUCAGGGCGGUUUUCCAUACACCACCUUUCCCCGAGUCCCAGGCCGCGACUACUCAGGUGUGGUAGUCGAUGUGGCAGAUGACACCAAUGACGCCAAAUCCUGGAUAGGCAAAAGUGUCUACGGAACAAGUGGCUCAACUCUUGGCUUUGGAGUUGAUGGAACGCACGCUCAAUACUGCUUGAUUCCCCAAGCUGCACUUGUUGAGAAACCUGCACCUCUAUCUCACAUCCAAGCUGCCACUGUUGGUGUCCCAUUUACCACAGCGCUAAUGUGUCUUCGCCGUGCACAGGUAACUGCAAAUGACAUCGUUCUUGUGCUAGGCUCAAAGGGAGCCGUUGGAUCUGCAGCCGUACAAAUGGCCAAGGCACUGGGAGCGAAGCAGGUAUUGACAGCAGCGAGACGAGACGACUCAAAGCCCGAUAUUCUCUUGGCUACUCAGGACCUUGCUGCCUUGCUCAAAGACAGAAUCUCAGCUCUGACCAACGGACAUGGAGUGGAUGUGGUUAUCGACACUGUGGGAGAUCCGGCGUUGAUGUCGGCCACGAUGGAACAGUUGGCGAAAAAUGGGCGCUUUGCAUGGAUUGCAGCUCCUAGGGGAAAUGUUGACAAGACUAUUUCUUUAGAUAUAUUCCAAGCAUAUCGCAAGGGACUAUCGCUUCUUGGAUGCAAUUCGGCCUCACCCACUGUUGAAGAAUUGGCGGAGCGAUUACGAUUAAUGAGCGAUUGGAUUGAUCGGGGGUUAUUGAAAGCUCAAGACGAGAAGGACUUUGAUGUGGUCACCUUGGAUGAUGCCAUUUUAAAAGGCUAUGGGAAGACUGGGAAGGUGAUUAUUGACAUGUCAUGA